This is a messenger RNA of Notodromas monacha, 1480 nucleotides long. NCBI's taxonomy places the organism in Eukaryota, Metazoa, Arthropoda, Ostracoda, Podocopida, Cyprididae. The record is from the annotation of a GenBank genome assembly.
GCAGAUGUACUCGAGUUGUUCCGCAGUUGUGGGGGCGGCAUCUAUGGUUGUUAGCGCUGUAUGCUGGUCGUUGUUCACUUAUGAGCCCACCAUCGUGGGAACGAGCUUCUUAUAGCCAACCUUUCUCGCAAGAGAAGCGUCAAGUGUGGGUUCUUGGUGAGGAAUCCUUCUUCAACAUGUGGGCCAUCUGGUGUCAAUUCUUUUGAUGUGGAGAGAGCGGUGAUUUUCUACGUUUCACAUACAAGCUUGUACCGGACUUCCGCGAUGGAGUCUGCUUCGAUAAAAGAAGAAACGACGGAAUCUUCAUUUACUAAAGCAGAAAGUCCGUGGGGUUGUUCAUCGGAUGCAUUGAUGUUUGGUUGCACAUCAGUGGUUUUCAAGCAGUCGGAUUUUGAAGACGAUUUUCCAUCUUCCAUGGAACCCAUUCCGCCUCAAGCGCUUCCCUCUCUUGGGACGAAUUCCGCGCAGCAAAAAGCAGACGAAAUUUUCCAGGUUAUUGAAGCUGAAGGGCAUAAAUACGGAAUUGAAGCUCAUCGUUUCCUUGUUGGAUGGUAUAAUGAUCAAGUCGGCCCUCAAUUCCGAAUACCCUACGACCCCGACACGCUUGCAUUCUUGUUCAUUUCUACUCCUUCAAUGUUCGAGAAGGCUUUCAUUCCUUUCGUGAAUUCGAAUUCCAAGUUCACGAGUGAUGAAACACCCAAUGAAGCUGCGAAAGAGUCCGACAGCGAGGAUGAGAUUAUUCCUGAAGUGAAACCGAAAAUUUUGGAUCCUAUUGAUCGCUGUUCGUCGAGUGUGUUGCGUUCGAUUGCGGAAGAACUUGCAGAGGAAGUAGAUAUCAUUUCAGAUUUUGAAAUGAUAAACCGUCGUCCGAGAAUUCUUGUGCAAACGAUGGGCCACGUAGCUGGUGCUGCAUAUUUGUACCACAAGAAAGAUUUGACCAACGACUCCGCGAUCAGUCAUAAUGGGGAAAACUUCCUUGGAGUCAGUAUACAUCCUUUGUUCGGAGGAUGGUUUGCUUUCAGAGGAGCGAUGGUUGUGAAAAACUUCCUCUGUCCUGACCUACCUAGGAAACCAUGCGUUGAUGUUGUACCUGAUGAAUCCCGUCGCAUAUGGCUUCUGAACGAAUUUAACACCAAUUGGAAUGAAUGGACUUACAGAGAUGUGAUCCCGGUUUGUGCCAGAUACUCCGACUUGCAGAAAAAAUAUUUCGGAACGGUUCCUGCGCAACGACAGGAAUUGAUAGAUUCUUACCUGAAACAACAAGCUGCGGCAGGGGAUUUGUCCGAGACCGAUGACUGAAGCACAGGUUGCAAAAGUGGUUUAGCGUGUGAUGAAUCUUGAAUAAAAAAAAAAAAAAAAAAGACACGUUUGUUCUGUGAAAGGUGUGCGGUGUGUUCCAUUUGGUGGUUAGUUGAACUCAGCUAGCGGCGUGAAAUCGAAUCGAUCCGAAAUUUGUGCAAUAGUUACGGUGAAUGGUGAA